This is a messenger RNA of Cajanus cajan (pigeon pea), 2475 nucleotides long. Its product is annotated as putative disease resistance RPP13-like protein 1. The record is from RefSeq and is a predicted model, not a curated record. NCBI's taxonomy places the organism in Eukaryota, Viridiplantae, Streptophyta, Magnoliopsida, Fabales, Fabaceae.
CUCUAAAAGAUUUGAGGGCUUGUAUGAGCUAAAGUUUGUGCGCACCUUUCUACCACAGUCCCCAUAUGUAUAUUAUCAUUACUUAACCAAAAGGGUAUCACAUGGUUGGCUUCCUAAACUAAGAUGUUUGCGAACACUGUCAUUGUCAACAUACAGAAAUAUCACUGAGUUGCCUGAUUCAAUUGGAAAUUUGGUGCUUUUGCGGUAUCUUGACCUUUCCUCUACUUCCAUCAAAAGACUACCUGAUGCAACCUUUACACUUUACAAUUUGCAAACUCUGAAAUUAGCAAAUUGUAAAUUUCUUAUGCAGCUUUCAGGACAGAUAGCAAAUUUGGUCAAUCUACGCCACCUAGAUAUUAGGGACACAAAUUUGAAUGAGAUACCAAAACAAAUAUGCAAACUACAAGAUCUUCGUACAUUGACUUCCUUUGUUGUAGGAAGGGAAGACGGAUUAAGGAUCAAAGAAUUAGGAAAAUUUCUUUUUCUACAAGGUAACCUUUCCAUUUUGAAGCUACAAAAUGUUGUUAAUCCCAUGGAUGCAUUUCAAGCCAACAUGAAGAAAAAAAAGCAGAUUGAGGAGCUUACACUGAAGUGGGGAGAAGAUCCACAAGAUUCACAAAUUGAGAAAGAUGUAUUUGAGAACCUACAACCAUCAACAAAUCUAAAGAAACUCACCAUCAGAUACUAUAGUGGCACAAGCUUUCCGAAAUGGUUAAGUGAGUCUUCGUAUUCGAAUGUUAUAGUCCUUCGUAUCAGUGACUGCAACUAUUGCUUGUCACUUCCACCAUUUGGACAAUUACCUUCACUUAAGGAGCUUGUGAUUCAAAGGAUGGAAAUGGUGAAGACAGUUGAUGAAGAAUUCUAUAGCAACAAUGAAAGAUCCUCUUUAUUUCAGCCAUUUCCAAUGUUGGAGAGUCUCCAGUUUGAAGAGAUGUUAGAAUGGGAGGAGUGGCUACCAUUUAAAGGUGAAAAUAGCGAAUUUCCUUUUCCUUUGCUGAAGCAUUUGAGUUUAUCCGAAUGUCCGAAGUUGAGAGGAAACUUGCCCAACCAUCUGCCUUCAUUAAAAGAGGUUAGUAUCUCAAAGUGCAACCAAUUAGAGGCAAAAUCAUGUGAUCUACACUGGAACACAUCAAUUGAAUCUUUAAGAAUUAGUGAAGGGGGAAAAGGCUUGUUGUCUCUUCUUGACGAAUUUUCGUAUGAGAAGCUAAAUAUUUUCAAAUGGGAUAGCUUGUCGUGUUUGCCAAGAAUGAUACUAGGUGCCAAUUGUCUUCAAUGGUUGACUCUUAAGAGGAUCCCCUCUUUGAUUUCCUUCCCAAAUGAUGGUUUGCCCACGUCAUUGAAAUCACUUGAGAUUAAUUAUUGUGAGAACUUAGAAUUUUUAUCUCAUGAAACGUGGCACAAAUACACAUCACUUGAAUCUCUGGAAAUUAGGCAUAGUUGUCAUUCUCUUACGUCCAUUACAUUAGAUUGUUUCCCUGCUCUUGAACGUCUAAGCAUCAUCUCGUGUCCCAACUUGGAAGCAAUUACUACUCAAGGUGGAGGGCCUGCUCCCAAAUUAAUAAAUUUUAAGGUCCGUGAUUGUGAGAAACUUAGGUCACUUCCAGAACUGAUUGAUCUCCCUUCCCUUAAAUACUCAAGUCUCUCUAAGCUUGCAGUGGUAGCAUCAUUUGGUGCAAGGUUUUUUCCUUCAAGUUUACAAUCACUGACGGUUAAUGUUGGAAUGUUAUCAUGUAUGUCUAAAGAUGAGUUAGGUUUCAUAUUCCCACGACUCACUUCUCUGUCUCAUCUUCGUAUUGAGGGUGGUGGGGAGGCAGAUGUUGUUAACAUCAUGCUGAAGGAGCCGUUACUGCCCACUUCUCUUCAAGGGUUGUACCUUCAGUGGCUUGAUGGUUUGAAGUGUUUGGGAAUGGAAGGAAAAGGGCUUCAACAUCUCACAUCUCUCCAGUCUCUCUCCCUAUGGGGUUUAGAUGAAUUGAAGUCGUGGGAAGGGAAUGGGCUUCAACAUCUCACUUCUCUUCGAUACCUUGAGAUCGGUUAUUGUGGAAGCCUAGAGUCCUUGCCAGAAGAUCACUUGCCAUCCUCUUUUGAAUUUUUGACUAUAAGGAACUGUCCUUUACUAGAAGAAAGGUAUCAAAAUCAGAAAGGGAAAUAUUGGUCUAAGAUUGCCCACAUUCCUUCCAUCUCGAUAAAGGAUGAAGUGAUAAUAUGAGUGGUUGGAUGACUAGAAAUCAUCGAAAAGUUGGUAGCUGAGGUGGUGGGCACAUGAUAUUUGUCGGUUGUGAAGGUUCCAAAUUGCUCUAUUAGUUGCAUUGAAUCAGCUUAACCAAACUCUACAAAUUUCCUCGUUAUCAUUUGUAAUUGGUCAAAUCAAACUUGUGGUUUGUUGAUGUUGAAUGUUGAUGUCCAAUUAGUUAGUUUUCUUUCGAUGAACUAUCUUUGUUUGUAAAAUUAGAAUGUAUUUGAUUAUAUUUGUGA